Molecule: messenger RNA, 2153 nt
Organism: Melospiza georgiana
Lineage: Eukaryota; Metazoa; Chordata; Aves; Passeriformes; Passerellidae
Gene: ARL15
Product: ADP ribosylation factor like GTPase 15
Exons: 7
Coding region: 149-769 (206 amino acids)
Molecular function (GO): GTP binding; GTPase activity
Source: RefSeq, a predicted model, not a curated record
CCGGAGAGCUCGGCAGCGCGGCGCCCGGCGCCACUCCGGUACAUGGAUUACCUGAAACUCGUAGUCCCUCCUCAGCCUCUCUGGGUGACUGCAGAAGACAUAGAAUUGUGGCAUCACAGCAGAUUGGAAGUUGAGCAAGUUGAGGACUAUGUCUGAAUGUAUCCAGCUCUCAUUUGCUGUUUGUAGAAUUGGCAUUUACACGUGUUUUAGAGCACUUUGCUGCAAGGGACCGCCACCACCACGACCUGAGUAUGACUUGGUUUGCAUAGGCCUCUCUGGCUCUGGCAAGACAAGUCUUCUGUCUCAGCUCUGCAGUGAAAGCGCGGAGAAUAUCGUGUCUACCACAGGUUUUAGUAUAAAAGCAGUGCCAUUCCAGAAUGCAAUUUUGAACGUAAAAGAACUUGGAGGAGCUGACAAUAUCAGGAAAUACUGGAGUCGUUACUACCAAGGAUCCCAAGGGGUAAUAUUUGUACUAGACAGCGCCUCCUCGGAAGAUGAUCUAGAAACUGCUAGGAAUGAGCUGCAUUCUGCUCUUCAGCACCCACAGUUAUGUACUUUGCCGUUUUUAAUACUGGCCAAUCACCAAGACAAGCCAGCAGCUCGCUCAGUACAAGAGAUAAAAAAAUAUUUUGAACUUGAGCCACUUGCACGUGGAAAGCGCUGGAUUCUUAAACCCUGCUCCUUGGAUGACAUGGAGGCAGUAAAAGACAGCUUCUCCCUUCUAAUAAACUUGCUAGAAGAGAGAGACUUCGAACCUUCAAGAAUGUGAAAGCCAAGAGAAAGAAGAGGUUCCCACGCAUUGCUGUACCUGCUCACUCUGUCACAGCUUAAUUGCAGCGUAGUAUCAAGGCUGAGCUGUGAUAUGUUGUUCAUACAGAGUUAAUACAGAAUGUCCUUUGGUUAAAAUAAAUGUUCUGUGAAUCAGGUACACAGCUAUUUCCAGUAAAAUUGUCUACACUACUGAAGUAGAAAGUCCCUCUUUGUUUACCACUAUUUCUGCACACUGCAUGUUGCUUUCUUUCACCACGAUCAUCCUUGGUAGAAAAAUUUACACGCACAAAAAUAGCAUAGUACAUAAAGGAGGAAUUCCAUGUGUUACCUUGAAUUUUAAAAAUAAGUAAUGUCUAAAGAAUUUAUGAGUCCAAUUUAGCUUGUUUAUUGACCUCACAUUAUGGAAGAGCACAGCCACUGAGAACCUUAAUAGGGUACCUAAAACACAAGCAGUUUCAUGUUAAUGCAAAGGUUAUUCCUGAGGUUUUACUAGGUGAAAACACAGUUGAGGUAGUGGACUUCACAAGGUAGUUGAGUGUCUUCUAAAGUCACUGCAAAACCCUGCCAGAGGCAGUGUGGUAUUUUGCUGGAAGUUUGCUGAAAAAUAAAAUGACAAACAGAUGUACACAGAUAACAGUACUUGGGGAAAUCAGCUGACAUGAACAGGUGAUCUAAGUAAAAAGAUUUUAGAAGUAUAUGAAAGAUUUUAGAAAUAUACAGAAGUUGAAUAAAGUAAUAAUUUUCAUUGAAAGUAGUUUUCCAUAAGAAAAACAGAGCAAAUAUCGGUUAGUUCAUCUGUGGAGGCUUUAUUGCUAGUUAAAAGUAUAAGUGAUUUUUAAAUACUUCCUUUAUCACUCAUUCGUAGACUACUACUGCUAUUGUAACAUUGCCAAGGCAUCUAUCCAGUAAUUAAGGGUCUUCCAGUGUUUGUACCAGAAGCUUCUCUUUUCAAGGGGAUUGUAUCUUGUUCUUUCAAACUUCCUCUGGGCUACAUGUUACUUAGAAGACAAAAAAGUAGUAAUUGGAAACAACGUUUGUAAUACAUUUAGAAGAAGUUGAUUUGGGUCACAUAACACAGUCCACUUUUCCUCUUUCCUUGUUUUCCCCACUGUAGAUUUGCAGUAUUUCAGCUACUUUGUGUUGAUUUUUUAAAAAAACUCAUAAACUGAUUUUGUCCAUUGAAGAAACGUGCCAGGCCACUGGUUGACAGUGACAACAGGGUCUGUGCAGAUCAGUCACUGGACUGGUGCUCGCCUUGAAUGCUGUGCCUUGUGCAUUCAGCUACUCUUGUGCAUGAGUGUUUGCAAACACAAACUCAAGUGAGGUGUCAUUAGUUCCUCAUCAGCUCUGCUUCUGUCUUGAAACACACAAUGCCUUGUUUG